Conger conger (European conger) is the source of this 1507-nucleotide messenger RNA. It is a transcript of the gene dhrs7cb, whose product is annotated as dehydrogenase/reductase (SDR family) member 7Cb. Gene Ontology annotation, molecular function: all-trans-retinol dehydrogenase (NAD+) activity. The transcript is spliced from 7 exons. Gene Ontology annotation, cellular component: sarcoplasmic reticulum membrane. Bases 172 to 1101 code for a protein of 309 amino acids. Gene Ontology annotation, biological process: regulation of release of sequestered calcium ion into cytosol by sarcoplasmic reticulum. NCBI's taxonomy places the organism in Eukaryota, Metazoa, Chordata, Actinopteri, Anguilliformes, Congridae. The record is from RefSeq and is a predicted model, not a curated record.
UCCCAGGGAGCUGUCCUCCCAGGCGCUCAGAGCCGGUCUGUGAAUGGACAGCAAGAGAAAAGCUUCUAACUGAUUAACUCAUUAAACCUGGAAAACAACAGCCAUUCUCAGUGGAGGCUUAACUCCUUACACACGCUGUAAGUGAUCUCAAAAUAUCCCGGAUUACAGAAGAUGGGAUUCACCUUUGUUCUGGUCUUGCCAGCACUGGUAGUGCUGGUAGCAGGGGUCUAUUAUGUGUACAACGAAGUGAUCCGGUUAAUGUCAAAGUCUAUGGUGCGGAACAAAGUGGUCGUGAUAACAGAUGCCGUGUCAGGAGUGGGAACAGAGUGUGCCAAGCUCUUUCAUAAGGGAGGGGCCAGACUGAUCCUGUGCGGGAAAAGCUGGGAUAAGUUAGAGUCUCUGUCAGAUGACCUCAGCAGUGCGUCAGACCCCAGCGUGACAUUCACACCCAAGCUGGUGUUGCUGGAUUUCAGUGACAUAGACAGCAUGCCAGAUGUGGUCACUGAGGUGCUGGAGUGCUAUGGCUGUGUGGAUGUGCUGAUCUGCAACAGCAGCCUGAAGAUCAAGGCUCCCGUGCAGACCCUGUCUCUGGAGAUGGACAAAACCAUCAUGGACACAAACUACUUUGGUCCCAUCACUUUAGCCAAAGGUGUCCUGCAGUCUAUGAUCUCAAGGAGGACCGGCCACUUGUUACUGGUCAACAGCAUUCAGGGAAAACUGGCUGUACCCUUUCGCACGUCUUACGCUGCCUCCAAGCAUGCUGUCCAGGCCUUCUUUGACUGCCUGCGGGCAGAAGUGGAGGAGUAUGGAAUCUCUGUCAGCACUAUCAGCCACACCUUCAUUACUGCUGUACCGCAGGACGGCGUGCCGUCACCCAAGCCUAAAAACGCCCUCUUGUCACUCUUUUCCAGGCAUGGGGUCUACCCGGCAGAGCUGGCUGAGGAGAUCCAAUGCACUAUCAGCAGGAAGAAGAAGGAAGUGCUCAUGGCUCACCCCAUCCCCAUGGCUGCACUGUACAUCAGAUCCUUCUUCCCCAGCCUCUUCUUCGCAGUGGUGUCGGCCGGGGUUAAGGACAUGGCCAUCGCAGAGCAGCUGCAGUAGAAACAAGACCAAAUGGAAGAAAAUCAGAGAGGCUGCGCUGGAUGCAAUUUGUCUUUGUUCCACAAUGUUUGUACACUGAGGCUAGCAUUUCAUUUAAUUAACCACCCAUGCCACUGACAAAAAGUAUUAUCUCAGAGGCAGAUUAAUGAUUAAUGCUUACAGUAGUAUGUUUUUUAUUUUUAUGUAGUAUGCUUUUUAGUUACUAUGAACAACGUGACUUCAUACAAUAGUUUGUGUUUUAAUUACUGCAAACUACUUAUUCCAAUGUGUGAAUCACUAAGAUCUUCAAGUUGGACUGACCCUUGUUCCAUUGUUUGUAAUUGUGAACAAGUGAAAUAAUCAAUAAGCCAAUUCAUGGGAAAUUAUUAAAUAACUAGUGGUGCUAAUAAAAAUAUAUAUUCUGUAA